AAUUGUCUCCUUCACUUGACCGUGAUGAAUUGAAAAGCUUUGUUAAUCAUCUCAAGGAUAAGUGCUAUGUAUUACAAACAGUUUCAUAUAACGAAGCCACAGCACGCGAGUUCAUUUCAGUCUUCUUGACCUACGCUGUCAAACAUAUCAGAAAAAACAACGAUCUGACAACUCGUUUAGCGGUAGAAAUUGACAUUGAUGGAAGCCAUGGAUAUGGUAAUCUGGACUAUGCGAUAUUUAUACGAUCCAUUUUUGCUUUAGUGACUGUGGCUAAAUUGUCAGAAAUGGAGAAGGGUCUCGCACAAAAUCUAGUACAGAUCUUCAGCGCAGUUGAGGGUAUUCAGAAAUUAGGUAAACGAAAACGCGAACAAACAGAUUUUGACAAAGACCCGACAAUAUUCGGAAUUGUAACAACUGGUGUCUUAUUGCGUUUUGUCCGAUGGACAGGUCCAUUAGGAUCUCAAAAAAUCGAAAUUACUAAAGAGUACAACUCUGGAAUUGAUGCUGUAUUUGACACAAAUGAAGAUAAAGAUAUAGAAAAUGUCGUAGAAAUACUUUCUCAUAUCGCACGAGUAUUACAAGCGCAAGCUAAUGCAGUGAGAAACGAUGCAAAACGUCAAAGAAAUAAUAAUUAG
Molecule: messenger RNA, 635 nt
Organism: Funneliformis geosporum
Lineage: Eukaryota; Fungi; Glomeromycota; Glomeromycetes; Glomerales; Glomeraceae
Source: the annotation of a GenBank genome assembly